CAGUUUCGCUACAAUCCAUUCAGUAAUUGAACGUCACCAGAGCAGGUAGUUGUGUCGCUGUGAUCCGAGCUCCGCUUUCGCAGUAGUCUGAAUCAUACUUAACGCUGAGUCAAUGUGAAGUGAUGUUAGUUCGUAUCCUGUUGUGACCAUCAACGUGUUAUGCACGCUAUGAGUGACCCCGCAGCCCUUGCCGGCAUGCUGCCUUUUGAUUCAAUUGGACUGUAUGAACAGCCGAAACCAAGGUUCAUCUUCAAGAUGCCGCGAGUAGUGCCAGACCAGAAAGCUAAAUUCGAAUCGGAUGAUCUCUUCAAAAGACUGAGCAGAGAAAGCGAGCAGGUGAGAUACACGGGCUUCCGCGACCGGCCCCCGGAGGAGCGCCAGAUGCGGUUCACCAGCGGCUGCCGCGAGGGCCACACGGAGAUCGCCUUCACAGCCACGGGCACCAACCUACAGCUCGGCUUCGACCCCUCCUACAACAACCGUAGUUGCGACUUCCAGAAGGAAAACGGGAAGGCACAUAUAGUUUCACGCUUCAUCAUGAAUGGUGUCUGCGUGCGAUGGCGAGGCUGGAUUGACCUGGAGCGGCUGGACGGCGCGGGCUGCCUCGAGCUGGACGAGGAGCGCGCCGCCAUCGAGGACGCUGCCCUGCGCGACCAGAUCGAGCGAUACAACCAGCGACUGCGCGACUUCGAGGACAAGCAGCGCGCGUACCGCGAGCACGGUGAUGACCUCCGGUCGCAUGCACACGUGCACGCACAGCGCUGCCACCAGCCCCGCCAGCCCCCCCUCACCGCACACCCGCCGCACCCUCAUCCACCUCAUGCCGUCCACAUCAAGCCACACUCUCAAGGAGCUCUCAUUUCCUAAACUACAACUUCUAUCGUAGAUAAGUAAUAUUAAACGAAUGUCUUAGAUUUACAAUAGUUCCAAAGGUACAUCUUUAGGUCAUAUUCUAUGUCUGUUGCUCUUGGAAUUGUAUUGUUGGAGUUGUUCUUCUAUUAUUAUUUGCUGCAAUACAACUGUCCCUAAUGACUGUGUAUAGUUAUAAUAUUAAAUUGCGUGAAGGCAUAUUUAACUACAUAUGUUCACUUAGUCUAUCUUCUACAACAGACGUAGAAUAUUAUAAAAUAGGUAUAUACACACUUCCUUAAUUAUUUACAAUAACCUACCAACAAUACAAAUUCAAAUGUAAGUAAUUUACUGGCUUUGAUUAUAAACGAUAUCUACUUAUGCUUACCUAAAAAGCCUUUAAACCUAUGAUAUUUACUGCAAGAAAAUCCUAUAAUGAUUCUAAAUACAAGUACCAAUGAAAGUUCACCAAAAACGAAAAAGUACAUGCUAAUUGGAAAAUUAUAUACUAGGUAGCUUUAAUUAUAAUAUUCCAAUUACAUGUAUUUAUCAUAAGCAGUGAUCGGAUAAUCGGAAUUAUAUUUAACUAAACUUAAUUUUUCGAUAGGAUAUUAUGGAAGCGGCUUCUUAAAACAUUUCUUUGUAAUCCUUAUUUUUCAUUCGUUUGAGAUAAAUGUUAUGACAAUUGAAGAAAAAUUAAGACGACGUUUUUACUUUUUUAUUAAGUUUUUUUUUGUACAAAAGUUAAAAUAAGUAAAUAUACCUACACCCGAUUUGAUUCUAUAAUAAAAACACUAAAUUUGUCGAUUCUGAAAUCCCAAGACUUUUUUCGAUAUAAAAGUGCGUUCCAUAUUAGCCAACCAAAACAUUAAAAUAAGUAAAUAUAAACACGCGAUUUGAUUCUAUAGUAAAAGAAACUAAAUUAGUCAAUUCCGAAAUCCAGGGAUUUUUUAGAUUCAAAAGUGCAUUCCGUAAUAGUCAACACCUCAACUUUAUAUGCAUCCGAUUGUCCGAUCACAAGAUAUAAGUCUACCUAUAAAUAUUUAUUCUAACGUUCUAAAAGUAUACCUACUCAAUGUCUGUGUUUGAAAAAUUGCAAUGCUAGAUAUAGAUUUUGCGUAGUAAAAACUGAUGUAGUUACUGAAGUAGUGACGUCAAAUAAUUAUUAUCAUUAGUUAUAUACGUGGACAUCUUAUACUUUACUGAAUUUUGGAACUUUCGUUAAAUAACCUUAGUUACAAAGAAGUCAUUCAGUACUUAAUGUUUUAAUUUUUAUGUAAAAAAUUCACAGAGAAUUCAACUGAUCUGUCUAAAUUUCAAAUUAAUACUUAAAGAUAAAGUUUUAGUUUUCCGAUUCAUUAUACUUAUGCUAAAUCAAAUCGUUGAUAAUCAUUAUUUUUGCAUUACUCGUAGAUGUUCUUGUUUGACUUGUGUUAAUGGUCAUGUUAUUUAUUUUUAAGUUGAAUUUAUAUAAUUAUUAAGGUAGUUAAGGUAAAUUCCUAUAUAAUUAUUAAUUGUGAUAGUAAUGUGAAUAAAUCUUUACCUCAUUUCGUA
Molecule: messenger RNA, 2403 nt
Organism: Plodia interpunctella (Indianmeal moth)
Lineage: Eukaryota; Metazoa; Arthropoda; Insecta; Lepidoptera; Pyralidae
Product: protein big brother-like
Exons: 3
Coding region: 160-867 (235 amino acids)
Biological process (GO): regulation of transcription by RNA polymerase II
Cellular component (GO): core-binding factor complex; nucleus
Molecular function (GO): transcription coactivator activity; sequence-specific DNA binding
Source: RefSeq, a predicted model, not a curated record